Molecule: messenger RNA, 3566 nt
Organism: Labrus bergylta (ballan wrasse)
Lineage: Eukaryota; Metazoa; Chordata; Actinopteri; Labriformes; Labridae
Gene: slc7a14b
Product: solute carrier family 7 member 14b
Biological process (GO): amino acid transport; transmembrane transport
Cellular component (GO): plasma membrane
Molecular function (GO): amino acid transmembrane transporter activity
Source: RefSeq, a predicted model, not a curated record
CCUCUCGUCAUUAUUUCCUGCAGCUCUGUAGAGGACGUGGACUCAACAUACACAGAAGAACAACAGUUUUUGUCCUUUGUUGGAUUUGUGGCUCCUGAGGAAUAAGUCUAAACCAUGAGAGUGAAAGAAUGAAAGAGGGAAUGUCAGAGAAACAGUAGAAGGUCACAGACACACACACAUAUAAACAGGUAACAGACGGUGCGGUGAUGGCGACGUGGCUCAGCCGGCUCUCUCUGGGCGACGCCUGGUACAACAUGUACUCUCGCCUCCUGAGGACCAAACCUGUGGGCUCCAUGGCUCAGAGCUCUGACGACCUUACCGAGCUUGCAGAAGGCUCAGGGGUCGGGCUCGCCAAGGUCCUGACCACAGUGGACCUGGUGUCGCUCGGGGUGGGCAGCUGCGUUGGCACAGGGAUGUACGUGGUCGCCGGGCUGGUUGCUAAGGCGAUGGCUGGUCCUGGAGUCAUCCUGUCUUUUAUCAUUGCUGCUGUGGCCUCAAUACUGUCAGGUGUCUGCUAUGCAGAGUUUGGAGUCCGGGUCCCAAAGACGACCGGCUCGGCCUACACCUACAGCUAUGUGACAGUAGGGGAGUUUGUGGCCUUUUUCAUCGGAUGGAACCUGAUCCUGGAGUAUCUGAUCGGCACAGCGGCGGGGGCGUCGGCUCUCAGCAGCAUGUUCGACUCUCUGGCCAAUCACAGCAUCAGUAACUACAUGAUAACUCACCUGGGCACGAUCAGAGGACUCGGUAAAGGGGAGGACACGUACCCUGACCUUGCCCUGUUUAUCGUACUGCUGGUCACAGUGAUUAUUGCUCUCGGGGUUCGUAACACAGUGGGGUUCAACAACAUCCUCAAUGUGGUCAACCUUGUGGUGUGGGUCUUCAUGGUCAUUGCGGGGCUCUUUUUCCUCUCCGCCAGCAACUGGGAGAGUGGAAAGUUCCUGCCUUACGGCUGGUCAGGGGUGAUGCAAGGGGCAGCUACUUGCUUCUACGCCUUUAUCGGCUUUGACAUCAUCGCAACGACAGGAGAAGAGGCGAAGAGCCCAAACACCUCCAUCCCGUACGCCAUCACCGCCUCACUGGUCACCUGCCUCACUGCCUACGUGUCGGUGAGCGUGAUCCUGACUCUCAUGGUUCCUUACAACCUGAUAGACGGCUCUGCCCCUCUCAUGGAGAUGUUUGAGGUGCACGGCUUCCUGUGGGGAAAAUACACGGUGGCUGUGGGCUCUAUAGCCGGACUCACCGUCUCUCUGCUCGGCUCUUUGUUCCCCAUGCCCAGAGUCAUCUACGCCAUGUCCAGGGACGGACUGCUCUUCAGGUUCUUGUCACAUGUGUCAUCGCUCACACACACCCCCGCUGUGGCGUGUGUGGUGUCGGGGAGCUUUGCGGCCCUCCUUGCUCUGCUGGUGAGCCUCAGAGACCUGAUCGAGAUGAUGUCCAUCGGCACCCUGCUCGCUUACACUCUGGUCAGUGUGUGUGUUCUUUUACUGCGAUACCAGCCUGACGAACAGACGGACACACACCAGUUUACCUCCCAGGAUGACAUGGACGGCCUGAAUCACCAGAAUGAUGGAGCUGUCCCCACUAAAGACGACCAGAUGUUGAUUGGAGGUGCGGACGGUGAUGGCUCGACGUCUUACCACGCCGGAGGGACUGAAGGAGAAGGAGAUGACUCGGAAUUCCACACAGGCCACGCCUCUUUGCUAAAAAGGCUUCUGGGAGGUCAUUACUAUACCCUGCGGCUGCGGCUGGGGAUUCCAGAUGCAUCAGCUCGUCCCACCCCUGCCACCGGUCGCAUAGUGACCCGUUGUACCCUCCUCCUCUUCUUCACGUCCUUCUUCCUCUGGUCCACUGUUAUUUUUGGCGUUGAGCAGGGAGCAGGUGCUGGGGCGGUGUUUUCAGGCCUCAUGGCCACAUUGAUGGCGGGGUCUUGGGUGAAGCUUUUAAUUACGAUCAUACAGCAGCCAGAGAGUGGGAGGAGACUGCCCUACAUGGCGCCCUGUGUGCCUUUCGUCCCUGCGGCAGCCAUAUUGGUCAACAGCUACCUCAUGCUCAAACUGUCUCCUCUCACCUGGGCCAGGUUCACUGUCUGGUGCUUCAUAGGUUUGUUGAUCUACGGUUGUUACGGAGUGUGGCACAGCACGCUGGAGAUGAAUGCCCGGGAGCAGCAGGCGCACGCCAGCUCCUACCAGCGCUACGACGACCACCUUGACGACACCUUCUCCCCCGAUGACAACUUUCACCCCCAGGACCAGGAGGAGAAACCCUACCAGGGCUGGUCUGCUCCAGAGGAGAGCGGACACCCGAACCAGCAGGAGAAGCAAUACGAGGACCUGGAUGGCGAGCAGCAUCCGAGCCAGUAUGAAGUCACUGGGGACCAGUAUGGGUACCAGUCUGCACCAGGAGACCAGUAUGAGAGCAGAGGAGGCAGGACGACAGGACGGACCAAUCAUGGCUUUGAUGCAGAUGAAGAAGAGGACUGAUACUUCCUGAUUUUUCCCCUCUUGAAACGAAAAAAUCUGAAAUUAUGAAUAAAUUAAGAAAACUUUGAAAGUGCCUCCUGCAUAAGACACUGACUCAAAUAAUCUACAUGGCGAUCAUAGUCAUAUUCAUACCUUUGUCUGCUUGGGAGGAACAUCUUUUUUGGAGUUUAGCGAUGAAGGUGGAGGAGUGGAUCCAGUAACGGACACCUCCCACCUCAGAGAUCAUGUAAGAUGGCUGCAGCAGCUGCAGAGGAGCUUUUUUCACAGUUACACUGAAGAGCUCUUUUGUAUCAGAAAGAAUGAACCUUUGAAUCAAAGUUAGGAUCUUAACUAAUCUGUGAAGCUCAAUACUUAAAGGACUCAAACCAAGAACAACAACAAAAAUAAUGAGCAAAGAUUACAGACAAACUCCUUCACACUGUCUAAAUUGUAGAAUUUAUUGACAACUUUUCCAUAUGUGCAGGUGUGCAAAGCACAUGUUAUGAAACAGAUGUAGUUUUUUUUUUUUAAAGCUUUGGUACUUUUCCAAUACUGUCCAUACUUAAAAAAAACAAAGAUUGCAUCAUAAUGAAACACAUUGGUAUUGAAAUAGUAUCAAAGUAUCAAACACUUUGUUCAAACACUUGCAGGUGACAUGCCUCACCACUGACUCUUAUACCAUCAUCUAAAAGAGUCGUGAAAUCACCAUCGAGUCAUUUCACACUGAUGCAUUUUAUGAGUAUUGGUGCUUCAGGUAAAUACAGGUGACAAGAAGAAACACAUGGCUAACAUUGUGAAACAGUUAAAGUAAAAAAAAGUGUCAGAUAUGUUUCAUAAUGUAGCUUUGAUAUGUUUUCGUACUUUAGCAUAUUGCAAACAGACUGUUACUGUUCAUUGCAUCUCUUUAUAUUCCUCAUGACAGCGUUUUGAAGCCCUGACAGUUCAUUUAAAGUUUGUGUUUCUUGUUUGAGUGAAUGGUUUUUACAGUAAAGGAGGAUUUGCUCGACUCAGGGGCUGCAGCAAAAACAAAAGGGUUGUGUUGAUGUGUGUUCAUGAGGAUAAGUGUUAUAUUUAUUUUUUGUUGUCGGAAUAAAUUUCUCAUUUGGA